CGUGGAAAUGUGACGCACCACUCGCAAAGGCACAAGGGAAGUGUUUAUAACAAGUUGGGACGCUCCAGCUGCACAAGAUGCACAACUGGCAGGAGAACGAAAUAGAGAAACUGUUGACGAUCCGUGCGUCGGAGCCGAUCCGUCACCUGAUCACGGGCACGGUGAAGGACUCGGUGGUCUACCAGAGGAUGAGCAAGCUGCUGGCGGAGAGGGGGGUCUACAGGACACACAUGCAGGUCAUCAGCAAGCUGAAGGCGCUGAGGAAGCAGUAUCUCAAAUAUCACCAGCUCAAGAUCCGCUGCGGGAGCGAACACGUUACCUGGCCGUUUUAUGAGCAGUGUCACCGGGCUUUCGGGACCGGGCCUCUGCCUGUGAAGAGACCCAGGAGUCCCUCACCUCCUCCCGCACGACCACCGCCCCCACAGCAGCUCUCUCCUCCUUCACCGCCGCAUCCGCCUCCUCCUCUUCCCAUCGACGACGAGCAUCAUGAGGUCGUGGUCGGCCUCUGGGACGACGUGGACGACAAAGAGAUCAACAAGCACCUUGGUCCAGUAGAGCCGGAUGAUGACGACGGGAGGUACAGUCCUCCAGAGCAGUUACAGCCCACCAACACCACGUUCAAGCUUCCGUCAAAGAGAAGGAAAACCUCAGUGAUGGACCAAGUGUCGUCUUUAGUCAGAACGACAGUAUCGCAGCUCAAGGAGAUGGACGCGUCGAUGCAGGCGCAGGAGGAAGGACGGCUACAGAGGCUCAUGGAGCACGAGAAGGAAAUGCAGAACAAUCUGAUGUGUCAGCUGGUUUCCAUGCAUGAAAGGAUCAGCCGAGAGAACCACGAGAGACACGUGGAGCUGGUGGACAGGAUUCUCUCUAGGCUCCCCUCACAGCCAGGCCCUUCAGGUCAAUGACUGACACUUCCUGAGUGACAGUAUACAACAGGGUUUUUCAGGUUCUCUCUCCUCUACCAGCUGACUAGUGCCUAAGCCCACAUUCCUUUUUUUUUAUCUUUUGACAAAACACUCUGAAAAGGUGACGUGUAAUUCUCUGACAUCAUCUUGCCUUUAACCAUGACUCUGCUCACUUGUAGCCGAUAGAAAACCAGGUUUGAAACAUGCCAUGUCUUCUCUACAUCAUGCUCGGUCACUGCUCAUAACUUUAACCUAGAAACAUUUAAUUGGGAACUGUUGACAUGCGGAAAAGAAACACAAGUGCAGAGAAACGAUCAAUCACUUGUUUGAGCUCUGCACGAUAGUCACAGUAGACCCACCAGGUCACUUCUGAUAUUAAUAUCUAAGAGCUAAUUGUUAGCUGCACUUACGUACAGACUGAAUUGUUGGUACCAUGAUUACAUUACAACCAAUGUGUUGGCAUAUUUUGUUUUCUUCACCACUUUCCAGUUUAUACCCAACAAGACUACAAACAAAACGUACCCACAGAUUCAGUGUUUAUCUGCAGAAUCUGUUGAUUGAUUUGAUAAGAUUAUAAAGUUAUGGAUCUAUGUUACAUUUAUAAUUAUGUGGAGGUUAUCAAAACAUGCGAUUUAUAGACAUUUUAAGGUAAAAUGGUAAAUGGAUUUGAGCUUGUCAGGCACUUUUCUAAUCUUCUGGCAACUCAAAGAGCUUUUAAUCCACAUGUCACACCUUCACAUUCACACACUGAUGGCAGAGGCUGCUGUGUACAGUGUCCAUCAGAAGUAACUAAUCCCAUUCAUACUCUGCCAGCAGCGGGAGAAAUUCAUGGUUAAGUGUCUUGCCCAAGAACACAGCGGCCAUUAUGCAGCAGGAGCUGGGGAUCAAAUCCCCAACUUUCCUCUUCCUCCUCCACCGACUUAUUUUGUGUUUUAAAUAUGUGACUUACAUCAAUUUAAGUCACAAGGGUUCAAAAUGUCAUGGGCCAUUAUCAGUACCAUGGGCAUCGGGUCUGGAUGCAUUAGUCCAGCCAGGAAACAUAUUUAUGGUUUACUAGAUUUAUUUCUUCAAAUUCAGUUUAAAAGGGUUCAAAAACACCAACAUACAUGGGAUGUUUCAAACAUCUGAAAGACAAGGAAAAGAAUAUUAGCUCAAUAAACAAAUAGUCAAAUUAGAUUUACUUUCUGCUGGAAGUAAGGAUAAAUCAUUUAAAGUGGACUAGAUCAUUGGUUCUUAACUGGUGGGUCAGGACCCAAAAGUGGGUUGUGGGUCCAAAAGUCUAUCUAUUAGUUAAUCUGUUUUGCGCACUACUGUUCAUUAAUCAAAUCUCAUUGGUUGAAAAAUAUCAGAAAUUAAAGUCACAAUUUCUCAUUAAGGAGUUGGUGGUGGGUCCUGAGGCUGGACAAGUUGAGGACUAGUUACUAACUCAUAGAGUACAAACACCCACCUUACCAGUUCUGAGCUGCCUCCCCAUGUGAGGUUCCAAGUCUUUAAAUGAGCAGUGAUCAGCUGAACUCAAUCUAACUAACGAGUGACAGAGUGCAAACAGCAACCAAUGAAGGGGAAGGGACAAACCAGGAAGUGCAUUAAAGGAAGUGAAAGGAAUCAAAAUAGUGGUCUUUAUACUACAAUGUCUUUCAGUACUGUACCCCAACUGAGCAUGUCGGCACGAGCAGUAAACCAAACUGUAGCAAACUGUGAACAGUGUCAAGAGCAGCAGAUGUUUAUUUGAUGUCUUAACGUUUUCAGGCAGUUGUUUUCAUGUGGACUCUUUCUCUGUUGUUGGAUCUUAUGUGUGUGACUUCAGUGAGAACAGUUACUGGACGGGGUUAGUGUUCAAAGUUAAAGAAAGUGUUUCUGUGUUAACACUGAUGUAAAUAUUAUUUGAGUCAUAAAAGUUGUAUGUGGAUGAAAAUUGUAAAAACCACAAAAAAACAACUGAUACAGUAAAUAUAUUUAAUUUAUUUAAAAUAUCCGUUCACAGAUACUGUACAGAAACAAGAAGAAAUACAGCGGCUCACUUUUACAAGGAGGAUUUCUAAAAAGGUAUUUGCAAUAAGUUGAUGAUCUCGGUGUCAUUCUUGGCUGACACGAAAUUCCCGGUUGCGUUUUUUUAUUGUCAGCAAUCCGGGAGAAAACGUGUCAUUGAGGAAAAACACCAGAAAAAAAAAGACAACACUUCUGUCCUUACACUCCAGGAUAUCCUGUUUAAACUCGCCACACAGCACUUCAAUCAGUUGGUUUCAUUUUGCCUAUUGAUUUCAGAGAAACAAAACUGAUAAUGCACCUCGAAUGGAUCUUCUGAAUUGGUGUUUUUUUUUUUAUGAUCACAUCAGAUUCUUAAGUUUCUUCUUUCACAUUGUGUUUGAUAUUUAUGGCUCAGUCAGCUGGGAUGUGUAUAUUCACUGUAGAUAACUUUUAUACCGUCUUUAACUUCUCUCAAGUGUUUGACUGUUUUUAUUGUUUAUGAAGCAAAGUUUUCAACUGACAAUUAUGAACCCAUUUUCAGAAAUAAAUGCUAUCUGAGUAAAAGAAAUAAGUGAAGUGUGGUAGGAAGGAG
Messenger RNA from Labrus mixtus (cuckoo wrasse), 3465 nucleotides. RefSeq lists its product as uncharacterized. The record is from RefSeq and is a predicted model, not a curated record. The coding region runs from base 78 to 905 and encodes 275 amino acids. The transcript has 2 exons. NCBI's taxonomy places the organism in Eukaryota, Metazoa, Chordata, Actinopteri, Labriformes, Labridae.